AUGCAUCACAUUACCCCCCUGCUACUCACCCUGGUCAUCGCCGGCACAGCCCUUGAUGUGAGCCUUCGGACCGCUGAGGACAAAAGCGGCUCGUCUGAUCCCAUCGACUAUGGUGUGGCACGCAUGCGUGAGCGCGGCAGCGGCCCAGCCGAGAAUCUCAUAUUGCCCAUUGAUGCCAACCACGUCCCCGUCCAACUGCCGCACAAGUGA
This is a messenger RNA of Neoarthrinium moseri, 210 nucleotides long. RefSeq lists its product as uncharacterized. The record is from RefSeq and is a predicted model, not a curated record. The transcript has a single exon. The coding region runs from base 1 to 210 and encodes 69 amino acids. NCBI's taxonomy places the organism in Eukaryota, Fungi, Ascomycota, Sordariomycetes, Amphisphaeriales, Apiosporaceae.